AUGGAAGCACAAAUUCAGAAGAUACAAUUAAGAAGCAAUAAUCCAGUUAUCAGCAACAUCAAUAAUGAAAAAUAUGCAACAAUACAUGAACUAGCAACUAGAAGUAAUAGAAGUAACAUCAAUCAACCCAGAGAUAACAAACCACCAACAAGACAAUAUCCUGAGACUAGCAGAACACACACAAUGCAAACAACUAGCACAGAUUACAAUACAGAACAAGAAGAAGGUAACUAUCUAUCAACUUCAAUAAUCAAUAGCUUAAUCACAAAAAUCAAUUCAGAAAAUACCCUUUUGCGAGAGACAGAGUUAGAUGAUGUCAAAUCAGUGAAAUACAAAAUCAUUAACAGAAAAUUCUCUGUAUUGAGCUAUAUGUUAUUAAAACUAUUGUCAAACAUACAAGGUAUAACCAAUAAAGAGGCCAUUGCAACCGAACAAAUUCGAAGAUGA
Molecule: messenger RNA, 447 nt
Organism: Cetraspora pellucida
Lineage: Eukaryota; Fungi; Glomeromycota; Glomeromycetes; Diversisporales; Gigasporaceae
Source: the annotation of a GenBank genome assembly